Xenopus laevis (African clawed frog) is the source of this 1391-nucleotide messenger RNA. It is a transcript of the gene mettl16.S, whose product is annotated as RNA N6-adenosine-methyltransferase mettl16-like. NCBI's taxonomy places the organism in Eukaryota, Metazoa, Chordata, Amphibia, Anura, Pipidae. Bases 1 to 879 code for a protein of 292 amino acids. The record is from RefSeq and is a predicted model, not a curated record. The transcript has 3 exons.
AUGAAUCAGUUGACUGACUAUGAAUCUGUUGAAAACAGGAAAUAUGGAAGCAGUGGUGAACAAACAAGCAAUAUUUUUUUGUACAGAAUCCUCAGAAAAAAAGAGCUGGAAAAACCCCAUAAACCAGUGGUAUUCACUGUGCUGGAAUCAGUGAUAAAACUGUUGACAGACAAGUUACCAAGUGGUUCUGAAGUCCCAGAAAGCAUCACUGUGGUUACAGACUGCAUAAAGAAAAUACUUACGGAUUUAAAGGUUCUGCAUAAAAUUGUCCCAUGUGGGAGGGACGAAGAGAGCCUGUUCCUAACAGCAGUUGAAAACUCAUGGAUUCAUAUUCGCAGGAAGAAAAGGGACAGGACGAGGCAACUAAGAGAGCUUCCCCGUGCCCCGGAUGAUUUCCUACAGUCAAACAAGCUUGAAAGUGCAAUUAACAAGGAGACUACACUCCACAAGAAGACUGCACUCCACAAGGAGACUGCACUACAAGGGCAAAACUCUUCUGAACAACAAACCACAAAGGAGAGUGAGUCUGUUACCCAGAGUGAGACUUGUGUGCUACAUACAUUAUCCAGUUCUGCUGGUACCACUCCUUCUCACUGUGAACUUAUGGAAGCUGAAGGUGCAGCUUCCAAACCAGAUGAGGUCCCUUCACUUGAUGAAGAGGAACAAGACUUGGGGGAAGAUAUGAAACAGUCUUGUGGAGAAGCAUCCUCAGCUCCCCAAAGCAGCGUUCCUUUCCUUUUCAAGUGUGUGUUGACUGUUAAGAAGGAGAAAUCUGAUAUGCUGGUUGAGAUGCACUAUGUUGAGGGUCAGAACAGAGACUUAAUGAACCAACUCUGCACAUACCUUCGCAACCACAUCUGCAAACUUGCUACCAGCUAGCCUCCCAAAAUCUGAUAUAUUGCCCACAACCAAGAUCUCUCUUGGGAAAUUGCAAAAAUUAAAAUACAUUUUUUUUCUUCCCUUUUAAGGUUCUCCAUUCCCUCCUCGUGUAUCAUUUGGGAAUAGCCAUCUUUGGAAUAACGGUUCUUUUGAUGGGAUCUAUAGCUAUAGCUUGUUAUACCACUUGUGUGGCUUUUUGUAUAACUACAGCCAAAGCAUUUUACUUUAAAGUGGCAACAGGGCUGAAAUGAUUUUGGCAAAAGCCUUAGCUAAGUGACAGUGGAUAGAAAAGGAGCAGAGGAAUCUUAAAGGGCUAAAUCAAGCAUAUAAAGCUCACUUUGCUUCAAAUGUAAAAUUUAUUGCAGAAACUGACAUGCUAUUGCAGUUUUUCUCUAUAGUUUGUUCUCUUAACCAGAGCAGUGAUUCUUUUUAUGAACUAAUGUAAUCUAUCUUUUAAUAAAAAAUUUCAAUUACUUUACAUUUGACCUUGUCUGGUAUGUUUUUCACUUAAU